Molecule: messenger RNA, 321 nt
Organism: Aspergillus pseudoviridinutans
Lineage: Eukaryota; Fungi; Ascomycota; Eurotiomycetes; Eurotiales; Aspergillaceae
Exons: 4
Coding region: 1-321 (106 amino acids)
Source: RefSeq, a predicted model, not a curated record
AUGUAUCUCACGACCCUUACCCUAACCGCCCUCCUCACGCUCACCGCAGCAAAUAACACAAGGCCAAUUGUCAUACUGCAAAUGCAAAACGCGGUCUCUGUCCUUAGCGGGUUACCAGGGAAUUGUAUCACGUAUUCUGUGGGGAAACCUGUGAAAGAGGUGCAGAUUAACGGGCCUUGUCGGUUUUACGAUGAGAUGAACUGUGCCGGGAAUGGGACGGAUUAUUCGCCUGAAACUGAGAUUCCUGCAGGGGCUGUGGGGAAGGUUGGGAGUGUGCGUUGUGGGGAGGAGGAGGAGCAGGAGCAGCAGGAGGAGGAGUAG